GCGCCACUAAAAACUACAUUUCCCAGAAGGCACUUGAAACGCAGGUGCCCCGGCAACUUGUUGCCUCGUGAGGAAAAUAGGGGUGACCUCCGCAAUCUCCGGAGUAGUGGGAGAGCAGCUGUCAUUGUCAACCAGCUGAAAAUGGCUGAGCCUAUUAGGGUCCUGGUGACCGGUGCCGCAGGGCAGAUCGCAUACUCUCUGCUAUACAGCAUUGCAAAGGGAGAUGUCUUCGGUAAAGAUCAGCCUCUCAUUUUGCUUCUGUUGGACAUCACUCCCAUGUUGCCUGUUCUGGAGGGUGUCGUUAUGGAGCUGCAGGACUGUGCUCUCCCAAUUCUGAGAGAGGUCAUCCCCACUGAUAAAGAGGAUAUUGCAUUCAAAGAUUUGGAUGCUGCCAUCCUGGUGGGAUCCAUGCCAAGAAGAGAGGGCAUGGAGAGAAAGGAUCUACUGAAGGCUAACGUUGCCAUCUUUAAGUCCCAGGGGCAGGCUCUUGACAAGUAUGCAAAGAAAACAGUCAAGGUUCUAGUUGUUGGUAACCCAGCCAACACUAACUGUCUGAUUGCGGCCAAAUCCGCCCCAUCCAUCCCCAAAGAGAAUUUCUCCUGUCUGACGCGACUGGAUCACAACAGGGCUUGCUCUCAGGUGGCAACGCGUUGUGGCAUUUCAGCAAACGUUGUGAAGAAUAUGAUCAUCUGGGGAAAUCAUUCAUCUACGCAGUACCCUGACGUCCACCACUGCAAGGUGAAUGUGCAGGGGAAGGACGUGACUGCCUUUGAUGCAGUGAAGGACGAUGCCUGGCUAAAAGGAGAUUUCAUUUCUACAGUGCAGCAGCGUGGUGCUGCAGUCAUUAAAGCCAGGAAGCUCUCCAGUGCCAUGUCAGCGGCCAAGGCCAUCUGUGACCACAUGAGAGACAUCUGGACAGGCACUGCCGAGGCUGAGUUCAUCUCUAUGGGUGUCUGUUCCACUGGAAACCCUUAUGGAGUACCUGAGGACCUCAUUUACUCAUUCCCUGUUUCAAUCAAGGAUAAGACCUGGAAGAUUGUUGAAGGCCUGGUCAUCAGUGACUUCUCAAGAGCAAAGAUGGACGCAACAGCAGCUGAAUUAGUGGAGGAAAGAGACACCGCUGUCUCUUUCUUGGGUGUGUGACUAGAAACCCACUCUUAGAUGCCCAGAAAACUCCAAAAGCAUGUUUGUAAAACACUCCUGAAAAUCUUUUUCUUCCCCUGAAACUGUUACACAAAUACUAGAACUAUAUGUACUUGAAUUUCCUAAACCUGUUCAGCUGGAUUUUGUCUGAUAAUUCAGAAUUGGAAUCUAGUCCAGCUGUUUAACAGGGACUUUGGUUGUUUCCUUUCUUGGUUUUGGUCUUCCACCAGAGCACAGCUUUCAUGUAAAGAGAAAAGGUAGUCUAAAACAAGAUUUUAAUUAUUUCUAGACUGCCCUUUCCAAUCCAGAAUUGCUUAAAGGAGGACCAAAGCCUUGAAAGAACUCAGAGUACAUGGAUUAGGUCUUUCUGUGUCAUUGUCCAGACUGAAAUUUCAGCUGUUACAUAUCUGACAGGAGUCAGAAAUGAUCAAGGAAUGUUUCUUGUUGUAAUUAAAUUCCUUUGGCAGUGUGGUUACUGUAACAGAUGUUUAUAUGUAGAAUCCCGCAAUAAAACCCAGACAUUAAAAUGCAUUAUUGCACUUUUGUAUAUUAACAGUACUAAAACAUUCUUUUGCACACUGUGGUUUACAAUGAAUAAUGACCAAAAUUGUCUAUUACAGUCAAUUAAUUGACAUAUGUAGUGUUUAGAGUCAGGAUAAUUUUUUUCAUUUCUGAACCUUAGAAAUACUGAAUAUUGUACAUACUGUAUCUUGCAACACAUUACAUGCGCUGUACGAAAGGAGUGCUGAUCGUUCUGUCCUGCAAGGUCAUUGGUGUGAGGUUGUAGACGUGGCAUUGCCGUCUGUGUUGCCAAAUCUCGAUAAAAAAAACAAGCCCAAAAUUUGCGAUGUCUUAAAUUAAAUAUUUCUACAAAAAAAUUGACGUGCUUUAAUAGACAACUUUCCCUCUAAGUUAAUAAAUACAGACACCUAUUAACAAUGGAGAAAAUAUUUAAUAAUUGCUUAGUCUUAGAUAAUGGUUAAUAGGUAGAUGUGUUUGAUGCUGUUUUUGAUAGACAAUGUUUUACUGGGGUAUGUAAUUGUACUA
Molecule: messenger RNA, 2190 nt
Organism: Sinocyclocheilus anshuiensis
Lineage: Eukaryota; Metazoa; Chordata; Actinopteri; Cypriniformes; Cyprinidae
Gene: mdh1ab
Product: malate dehydrogenase 1Ab, NAD (soluble)
Exons: 9
Coding region: 142-1143 (333 amino acids)
Biological process (GO): malate metabolic process
Molecular function (GO): L-malate dehydrogenase (NAD+) activity
Source: RefSeq, a predicted model, not a curated record